AUGGCGCCGCGGGGCAGAGGUCGCCGCAAGGUGAACGGAGCGAAUCGCUCUGUAGUGGAUCUCUUUAGAAAGAUGCGCGACGCGGCCAGACUGGCGGGGCUCGUCGCCUUCCUUCGACUGCUGCUGCUGCUCGCCCUGGUGAACCCGACCGCGGCGACUGACAGGACGCUCUGCUUCCAACUCCCCGGGGAGUUACGACCCAGACCCGGCGCGCGGCGUGCCGCCACCUACCCGAACUCGACCGCCGAUCGAUGCGUCACCAGGGCGCUGUGGGACAUCCAGGCGGCGUCCAUGCACCGCGUGAGGGGCGCCGACGACGCCGGCGCCGACGCCACCGCGCUGCGCUGCGUCCCCGCGCAGGAAGCCUUCCUCUGCGACCGACGCCUCGGCGACCCGAACGAGCUCUUCGUCUGCGAACUCACCGACGCCGGGCCCGGGUCGACGUUAACGACGGCGAUGGACGCGUGCGUGUGGCCGGUCUGCGAGCAGAUCUGCGCGUCGGCACCCCCGGGUGGGACGAAGACGGCGGACGACUGGGAGAUGACGAGGGCGUGCGGCAGGUGCGAGCGAGCGUGCGACGCGGAGGGCUUCAAACCCCAAACGUCCUCCGCCGGCCAAAACCAAAACUCCUCACCGGGCCGGCGGUUCUGCGCGGGCAUCGCCGCCGCCGCGGGUUCCGGAGGGGACGCGGAGACGCGCGCGCGCGCCGCGUACGCGUACGCGCUCGGAGGGUGGACCGGGGGUUGGUCCGGGAUCUCCGCGGCGGCGACGGGGGCGGGGGCGGCUGCGUCCACCGCCGCCGCAACCGCCGCCGCGUCCACCGCCGCGUCCACCGCCGCCGCCGCGUCCACCGCCGCGACCACCACCGCCGCCGCCGCCGCAUCCACCGCCGCCGCAACCACCGCCGCCGUGGCGACCACCGCGGCGCUGACCGGUAACUUCUUCGUCGUCUCCGCGCGCGUCGCGCUGCUCUUCGUGGCGUUCAAAUCGGUGCUUCAACACUUCAUCGUCGUCGCGCCGCCGGGGUUCGGCUGGAACCCCGUCCCGAACCGACCGGGCGGGCACCCGAACCCCGGGGGCCCGCACCCCGGCUGGCCCCCGAUCCCGCCCGCGCCCACGUGGAAGGCGCCGCCGCCGUACUCGUGGGCGCCGUCGCCGCCGCCCGCGACCUUUACCAAACCGCCCCCGCCGCCCGCGACGUCGUCGUCGCCGCCGCCGCCCCCCGCGCCCACCCCCGGGGGUCAGUGCCCCGGCGUGGCCGAUCCCGCCUUCACCUGCGUCGGCGAGUGCGGCCUGUGCAUAUACUUCCCCGGGGAGGAGGACCCGAACUGCUGCUGCGACGCCGAUUGCUCGUCCUUCGGCGACUGCUGUGGAGAUUUUGACGCGUGCUGCCCCGCGGGAACCUUCGCCGCCAAACACGCGUUCGACGCGAGUGCGCUCGGGAAAAAGUCGGUCUUCUCGGGGGCCAGGCGGGGAUCGUCUUUCGGUGGGGUCCGGACGGUCUCUGGAAGCCCUUUCGAUGGCGUCCGGACGGUCUCUGGAAGCCCAUCCGGCGCGACGGGACGCGACGCGAGGCCGCGCACGGCUGGCGACGAGGCGGCGCGGCUGUCGACGAGGGGCGCGACCGUCGGGGCGAGGAGGGCGAAGGAGGGAGGGCACGCGCGGGUAGCCGCGAGGUCGGCGCGGAUCCUCGACCUCGACUGA
Molecule: messenger RNA, 1704 nt
Organism: Micromonas commoda
Lineage: Eukaryota; Viridiplantae; Chlorophyta; Mamiellophyceae; Mamiellales; Mamiellaceae
Exons: 1
Coding region: 1-1704 (567 amino acids)
Source: RefSeq, a predicted model, not a curated record